CUGGUACAAGAGCAAAAAGGCGGGCAAUGCCCAGUCUACGUGUAAGCUCAGCUGGCCGGGGAAAAACUCCUUCAGUAUGAGCCUUUCACUCCAUACCAGCUUCAGAUUAGAUUACUGUGCUGUAUCCCCGUGUGAAGGAAUAGAUUGGGAGUGAAAAUCAAGCUCACACGGUUGAGCAAGUUGGGACGGGUAAAGUGGAGACGGGUGAGGAAGUUGGGUUAGGUAAAGAGGAAACAGUUGAUAAAGUAUAGUCAGCUAAAGAUGAAAUGAGUGUGGAAGUUGGGACAAGUAAAUAGGAGGGGUAAAGAAAUUGGGACAGGUAAAGAAGAAACAGGUGAGGAAGUUGGGACAGGUAAAGAGAAGACACUUGAGGAAGCUGGGACAGGUAAAGAGAAGACACUUGAGGAAGCUGGGACAGGUAAAGAGAAGACGGGUGAGGAAGUUGGGACAGGUAAAGAGAAGACAGGCGAGAAAGUUGGGACAGGUAAAGAGAAGAUGGGUGAGGAAGUUGGGACAAGUAAAGAGAAUACACUUGAGGAAGUUGGGACAGAUAAAGAGAAGACGGGUGAAGAAGUUGGGACAGGUAAAGAGAAGACGGGUGAAGAAGUUGGGACAGGUAAAGAGAAGAUGGGUGAGGAAGUUGGGACAGGUAAAGAGAAGACGGGCAAGGAAGUUGGGACAGGUAAAGAGAAGACUGGUGAAGUAGUUGGGACAGGUAAAGAGAAGACAGGUGAAGAAGUUGGGACAGAUAAAGAGAAGACAGGUGAUGAAGUUGGGACAGGUAAGGAGGAGACAGGUGAUGAAGUUGGGACAGAUAAAGAGAAGUCAGGUGAUGAAGUUGGGACAGGUAAGGAGGAGACAGGUGAUGAAGUUGGGACAGAUAAAGAGAAGACAGGUGAUGAAGUUGGGACAGGUAAGGAGGAGACAGGUGAUGAAGUUGGGACAGAUAAAGAGAAGACAGGUGAUGAAGUUGGGACAGAUAAAGAGAAGACAGGUGAUGAAGUUGGGACAGAUAAAGAGAAGACAGGUGAUGAAGUUGGGACAGGUAAGGAGGAGACAGGUGAUGAAGUUGGGACAGAUAAAGAGAAGACAGGUGAUGAAGUUGGGACAGGUAAGGAGGAGACAGGUGAUGAAGUUGGGACAGAUAAAGAGAAGACAGGUGAUGAAGUUGGGACAGAUAAAGAGAAGACAGGUGAUGAAGUUGGGACAGGUAAGGAGGAGACAGGUGAUGAAGUUGGGACAGGUAAGGAGGAGACAGGUGAUGAAGUUGGGACAGAUAAAGCAGAAAGAGAAGAGGAAGUUGGGACAGUCUCCAUCAGCGACGUGGAGGCCGUUCGAGAGGGUCACCAGUCCGAAGUUCUGCUCAGCAUCGCAGACGAGUUCCCACCUGAUCGCUGUUUCACGCUGGUGUUUCGCGGCCGCCGUGGCAACCUGGACCUGGUGGCCGAGUCGGCGGAGGAGGCGCAGUCGUGGGUGAACGGAGUGCGCAAACUCAUCAAGAACCUGGAGAACAUGGACCAGAGGGAGAAGCUGGACCAGUGGAUCUGUGACUGGUUCAAGAAGGCGGAUAAGAACGGAGACGGCAGGAUGAACUUCAAGGAGGUCAGAGACCUGCUGAAGAUGAUGAACGUGGAUAUGAACGAGCACCACGCGCUGCGCCUCUUUACGAUGGCGGACAAGUCGGAGUCGGGCGCUCUGGAGGACGACGAGUUCGUGCUGUUCUAUAAGAUGCUGACGCAGAGGGAGGAAGUCCUUGCCGUCUUCCGGGAUUUCUCCACGGACGGACAGACGCUCUCGGUGCGGGAACUGGAGGAGUUCCUGCAGGAGGGACAGCUGGUGCAGGACGACACGCAGCAGCACGCCAUCGAGCUCAUCCAGCGCUGCGAGCCGUCUGAAGCAGCUAAGCAGCGUCAGGCGAUGACGAUCGAUGGCUUGCUGAUGUAUCUCGGCUCAUCCGAAGGCUCCAUCUUUAACCCGGCCAUGCAGCAGCUCUACCAAGACAUGAGCCAGCCCCUGUGCCACUAUUUCAUCUCCUCGUCCCACAACACCUACCUGCUGGAGGACCAGCUACGGGGACACAGUAGCGUCGAGGGAUACAUAAGGGCUCUGAAGCGUGGCUGUCGCUGUGUGGAAGUGGACUGUUGGGACGGUCAAAACGGAGAACCAGUCGUUUAUCACGGACACACCCUGACCUCCAAGAUUCUCUUCAAAGACGUCGUCACUGUCCUGGGCAACUACGCUUUUGUAGCAUCUGAGUACCCAGUGAUCCUGUCCAUAGAGAACCACUGCAGUGUGGAGCAGCAGAGAGUCAUGGCUCGUCAUCUCACACACAUCCUGGGAGAGAAACUGCUGAGGAACACCCUGCGGGGCAAAUCCAGCUGUGAUCUGCCCUCACCUGAGGACCUGAAGGGGAAGAUCCUGUUGAAGGGGAAGAAGAUUGGAGGUCUGGAAGGGAACCUGAGCGGUGUUGUGGAAGAGCUGAGCGACGAAGACGACCCGGCGGAAAUCGAAGAAGAGAAUCAUCACAACGGCAGCAUACGCCGCAAAAGCAAGAAAUCAGGGCAGCAUUUGUCGAAAGAGCUGUCGGACUGUGUGGUGUACUGCAGGAGCGUGCGCUUCAACGGCUUCAAACACUCGCGCGUCCACUCCAGGUUCUACGAAGUGUCGUCCUUCACCGAGUCCAAAGCCAGGAAACACAUAAAGGAAGGAGGAGCGGAGUUUGUGCUUCAUAACGCACGUCAGCUGACCCGUAUUUACCCCAGCGGCCUGAGGACCGACUCCUCCAACUUUAACCCACAGGAGAUGUGGAACGCAGGGUGCCAAAUCGUGGCUCUGAACUUCCAGACGGCCGGAGUAGAGAUGGAUCUGAACGACGGUCUCUUCAGUCAGAACGCUCGCUGUGGUUACGUGCUCAAGCCGGCGUUCAUGCGACACGCUCAUACCCGGUUCGACCCGGAACACCCGCAGAACCGAGACGGGUAUACCCCUCUCGCUCUGGCUGUACAGGUGAUCAGCGGUCAGCAGCUGCCCAAGGUGAACCUGAAGGAAGGCUCCAUCAUUGACCCGUUGGUGCGAGUGGAGAUUCACGGAGUCCCUCAGGAUCAGGCCAAACAGGAGACGCGGCACAUCGAGAACAACGGUUUUAACCCCAUAUGGAACGACAUGCUGAACUUCACCGUUCACGUACCUGAACUGGCCCUGGUGCGCUUCGUGGUGGAGGAUUACGACAAAACGUCAAAGAACGACUUUGUAGGACAGUACACACUGCCUUUCUCCUGUCUACAACAAGGUUAUCGUCACAUUCACCUCCUGUCCAAGGACGGCACUAGCAUCCCUCCAUCCUCACUCUUCGUUCACAUCAGGAUUAAAGACGCAACUUAAUACCUGAUCAGAGCAGAAACACUGUCUCGGAGGGAUAACACACACACACACACACUCCAAGUCUUCCCACUCAUCCGAAUGUCAUCACUGCUACCACACACACACACACUGAACCAUAACUGCAGCAGGUGCUUUUUAGUGUUUGGGUUUUUUUGUUUUUUUAGUUAGAAUGAUUAUAUUUUAUUGUAUAGCUUUACGCUGUCUAGACGUAAGAGUUGUAAUAGUGCGCCAAAACUUUUUUUUUUUUUUUUUAAAUCCUUCAUACAUUCAGGAGACAUGCGUGAAAAAAAAAUUCCAGUGUUGAUGAUUCUACAGCGCUGUGCAGUGCGAUAAGCAACGUUUUUUUGUUUUGUUUUGUUUUAUUUCUUAAACAUUUUAAUUCUAAGCUAUACGACUUAAGUCACAUGACUUACAGCUAGCUAUAUGACUUUAUCUGGACCAAGCGUCCUAACGUCUUGAUAUUUUAUAUAGUUAAAUGAUUAAAAGACGUUGGUUAUUUAAUGUGGUGAGAACAGUGUUGCUAGGCAACAUGGGAAUUAUGGGACCCCGAUCAUAAGCUGGGUAAUGACUUAUGCUAACGAUCUAUCUACUUAGCACGUAGCUGUGAAGGAUUUUGUACAGACAAUGGCAACAGAAACGGUAGUCACAUCAGCAUUUCCCUCCAUUUUCAAUUUCUGAGGACAAAAAAAAAGACAUGUAUGUAAUUACACUUAGCAUAUUUUCCACCAUUUUGCGAAACCUCAUGGAACAUUGUGUGUGUUCUCAUGAACAGUGACACACGUCGUGUAUCCUUUAUUAAUACUAAUAUUAGUGCUAGUAUAAUCAUUAAUAAUCAUAAAGUCCCUAAUACUUUAUUUUCCUGCAGUGUUCUGACCUUAAGUAUUAAUAAGAUACGUGCUAAUGUUAAACUCUAUACGCUAUUGUAAUAAGUGCUGCCAGUAUGUUUCGCUCCUGAGUAGGCGGCGUCAUUGUGACCUGAGUAUUCUAAUAUUUUGUUUUUUGGUGUUUUUUUUUGUUUUUUUUUGGACACGUUUGAGAUGCGUUCUAAUUCAGUAUGAUGUUAAUAUACUGUAAAUAAACAUUUUAGAAAACGAUAACAUAAAUAGAUCAUAUCGGGACAUAAAUACGGGCUAUGAUAGGAAAGGUUCAUAGUUUCUGCUCUGAUUUUGUAUACUCACGCAAUAGUAUUAUUAUUUUUUUUAUACGCCGUGCUGUUAACACGGUUUAUUAUAAAUGGUCCUAAAGGAUUCGUACGCCUGCUGUUUGUACAGACGCGACGCCGGGCGUUCAUGUGAUCAUUGCCACACACACAGCCGAGAAUAAAGACCGUUUUGGGUA
Molecule: messenger RNA, 4719 nt
Organism: Ictalurus furcatus (blue catfish)
Lineage: Eukaryota; Metazoa; Chordata; Actinopteri; Siluriformes; Ictaluridae
Gene: plcd4a
Product: phospholipase C, delta 4a
Exons: 15
Coding region: 496-3381 (961 amino acids)
Biological process (GO): intracellular signal transduction; lipid metabolic process
Molecular function (GO): phosphatidylinositol-4,5-bisphosphate phospholipase C activity; calcium ion binding
Source: RefSeq, a predicted model, not a curated record